This is a messenger RNA of Sclerotinia sclerotiorum 1980 UF-70, 1413 nucleotides long. RefSeq lists its product as hypothetical. The coding region runs from base 1 to 1413 and encodes 470 amino acids. Gene Ontology annotation, biological process: peptidyl-lysine monomethylation. Gene Ontology annotation, molecular function: protein-lysine N-methyltransferase activity; protein binding. Gene Ontology annotation, cellular component: nucleus. Lineage: Eukaryota; Fungi; Ascomycota; Leotiomycetes; Helotiales; Sclerotiniaceae. The transcript is spliced from 4 exons. The record is from RefSeq and is a predicted model, not a curated record.
AUGGAGGUUGACGAUUUCGAAGCUAGAACGGCGACAUUCUCAUCAUGGCUCAAGGAAAUGGGUGUCCGGACUAAUCCAAAGAUGGCAUUGGUUGACCUCCGUCAAGAAGGACGAGGGCGAGGUGUCGUGGCCACAGGAGACAUUGAUGAUGACGAGAUCAUUUUCAGCAUUCCGCGCAAUGCCGUUCUGAAUGCUCAGAACGUGGCCCCUCUUCCCGUCUCGAGGCGAUUGUUUGAGAAGAUGCCGAGUUGGCUAGUGCUUACUUCGAUACUUAUGACGGAAGCACAAAUGGAAAAUUCUAAGUGGGCUCCGUACCUUGCGGUACUUCCAGAGCGACUGGACAGCUUAGUGUUUUGGUCGGACAGCGAGCUCGCGGAACUGCAAGCAAGUGCAGUGGUGAAGAAAAUCGGAAAAAAGGAUGCGGAAGAUAUGUUCAAAUCCUACAUAGCCCCGCAAGGCUUAAAGCACUCUAGCACGGAGAUGUGUCACAAAGUAGCUUCUGUUAUCAUGGCCUACGCAUUCGACAUACCAGAUCCUUCCGAUGCCCCAACCUCCGGUGGCAAAGGAGGCGAAGCUGGAGACGACCUGGUUUCCGAUGAUGGCGAAGAUGAGAAAACUAUAUUAUCCAUGAUUCCAUUGGCCGAUAUGCUUAACGCGGAUGCAGACAGGAACAAUGCUCGCUUGAUCUGCGAUAACGAGGAGCUAGAGAUGAGAGCAAUCAAACCUAUUAGCAAGGGAGAAGAAAUAUUCAACGAUUAUGGCCAGCUCCCUAGGUCCGACCUUCUCAGGAGAUAUGGAUAUGUCACAGAUGGAUACUCUGCAUAUGAUGUCGCCGAGAUCUCAGCGGAGCUCAUUGUUUCUCUGUUCCGGAACGGCAAGGUCCAUCCAUCUUUGCAUAAGCUCACGCAAGACGGUUUAAAGACACGGCUUGAGCUGGCCGAACGAGAAGGAGUCUACGAAGACUCUUUUGACCUUGUCCACUCUAGUCCGGAUGAGCCAAGUAUACCAGACGAACUCUUGGCAUUUCUGUAUCUCUUGCUUGUUGACGAAAGUCAUCUUAAAGCUAUCUUGAAUUCAGAGAGCAGCAUACCCAGCCGUUCCAAACUUACAACAGAGCUCGCGGGUCAGGUCCUAGCAACUUUGUUACAAGCGAGGGAGAAAGAAUAUUCAACUACCCUUGAAGAGGAUGAAGAUCUACUCAAGAAUGCAGAUCUUCCGGUUAGGCACGCCAUGGCAAUUCAAGUACGUUCCGGAGAGAAGAAAGUGCUGCGAGCAGCUAUGCAAGAAGCAACUGCCUUUUCUUGUGGCAACCAUCGUAUGAGACUUGUGUCUUCACAAGAGGGAAUGAAGAAGAACGCGAAGAGAAAAGGAGAGGAGACGGAACAGCCAAAGAAAAAGGGUCGUGCUCGGUAG